CUGGGUUUACUCCGGGUUUACUAGAGUGGACCCAGAGUAAACCCAGAGAAGACACAGAGAGUAAACCCGGUCAGAGGUAUACCCCCUGAGAGCAGACGCUAACUGUGUAUUCGGAAUAUACAAGGGGCAGGAAUUACAGGCAGUAGGAUGAUUGACAUGGUGAACAAUUGUAAUGCGGCUUGUGAAUUCAAUUUAUACGUCAGUACAGCGGAAUAUAAGAGCUGGAGCCUUGUGGGUUCAAACCAGAAGAUAUUCAGAGAAAAAUGAGCUAUUAAAAGAGGAAUUAAGGGAUUAUGUGGAUCAAAUUGAAAAACAUGUAUUUGACUUUGGAGCUGUGAAGGCAUAUAGUACAAAAACAGAUGAGCUGGAAGUAUACUCUCAGUCGGAAUCAUUUAGAAGCAACAAUGCAGGCUGGAGAUUUAAGUGGUUCCGAGAUUCUUCAGCUUCUGGAGAUAGACAUGUUGUAACUUCCUUUUGGAUAUUUGAGAAAGGAUAUGAUGCAAUAAGAAAUUACGUCUCCGGAGAAGAUCUACACCCCUCAUAUGUUUCUGCUUUUGAAGCUCUUGAAAGAUUUUACACAAAUAAGGAGUUCCAUGAAAGGUAUUUGAGACGUGGUUUUGAUAGGACGUCAACUGACACUGGCAUAUCAGCUGUUCUGGCUCAGCAUCUUCUUUCUCAGUUGAUACCUUGUCCAUCUAAUUAUUUUCUUGACAAUACAUCAGAUGGAAAACCUGAUGGUUGCCCAUGUGGCUGUGGAAAUCUCAUACAUUAUGGAUUUACUUAUGUUGGAAAUCCAACACUGUUUUAUGGUAAUGCAGACAUUGUACUUUUCCCUUGCGACAAAAAUUUGUUUGAAAAUUUCGAAAACAAUGAUGAUAAUUCCUCUGCUGUAUUUACUUUAAAACUGCCAGAGAAAGAAAAGGAAAUAUAUCACCAGAACUUGGAAUUUAAUAGACAUUGGGAUUCUGAUAUUGAGAAUGAAGGUGAUAUUGUGAUGGAUGAAAUUGAAAGGUAUGACACACCUUUUAGACAAGCAAACACUUUCCGUCAAUUAUGCAAACAAGCUAUCUCUCUCUCCCUUUGUAAACAAAACAGAUUGCAUAAUAAUCCUCAAUACUACAAGAAUCAACCAGCAAUUUUUCCACUGUGUGCCAUGACAAAGGAUUUAUAUGAAAUUGUGCUGUAUGAUGCAGAAACUGACUGCCUUCUCAGAAGUCUUUCACCGAUGUAUCUGUUUGACGAGGAUAUGUUGAGUCUGUCAAUAUCAGCCGUGAUAGAUCUGUGGUUGGUCAUUAACCAUAGUUUAUUUUGCACCAAGCAGACAGAUGAGACUACCAGUGAAUUGAGAGGAACAUGCAAUCUUUGUCCACAGUUAGGAGAAGAUUUACUGAAAUCAGUUGUAGCUAACUCUACCUGGAUGUUCAAACCUGAUUAUACAAACCAGAUAUCCUCAGAUCUACCUACAGGUGGUGCAAAGAGAGCUGAUGAAAGAUCACAUAUAUGGGAAAAGAUCAGGAAUUAUAAAGAUCUCAAGACAGAUGAAGGGGAAACUUAACUUAAAAACCAAUUGAUAUUGAAUCAAGUGGAUAACACAAGGUGCUCUUGAUUUUUAUAUCUGUGUGUCUAUCUCCCUAUUUGCACUUCACAUUAAUGUCCUGAGUAUAAACAGGAAUAUUUUUCAAAAACAAUGUAUAUAUACUUGAACAAUCAAAGAAUUUUUUUGGGAAAAAGUAACCUCAUUAAAAUUGACUGUUAAAAUUUACACAAUCUUAAAAGUUAUUUAGCUACAUAACUCAUGCGUAUUUUUGUAUUUCGGUGAUUUUGUUUGUUCAAUCAGUUAGAUUGAUCGUUUUGUAUGUAUUUUAAAAUUACAUGAUGUAUGUGAUAAAAAAUCACGUGAAAAUUUGGAUAAAUUUUAUUAUUAGACAUUUA
Messenger RNA from Magallana angulata, 1932 nucleotides. RefSeq lists its product as uncharacterized. Lineage: Eukaryota; Metazoa; Mollusca; Bivalvia; Ostreida; Ostreidae. The record is from RefSeq and is a predicted model, not a curated record. The coding region runs from base 173 to 1555 and encodes 460 amino acids. The transcript is spliced from 5 exons.